AUGGCCGACGCUGGCGCUGUUCCGACCUCUGCGCAGCCUGGCGUGGGUGCCUCUGCCGCCCAAAACGGCCAAGGCAACCCAACUCACCUCCCCCCGCCUCCCCUCCAUAUUCCGCAGAACACGAACCCAAUCCCGACGGCCAUCACUUCUCCCCGAUCUGGCGUUGAUGCUGGUGGAAUUCUCUCCCCGACCACCGGCUUCCGACGAGCUGCGCCUGAGCCCAACAAGCGGGCCCUCUACGUUGGUGGUUUGGAUCAGCGGGUCACCGAGGACGUGCUGCGUCAGAUCUUUGAGACCACUGGCCAUGUCCAGAACGUCAAGAUUAUCCCUGACAAGAACGCCAAGGGCUACAACUACGGCUUCGUCGAGUACGAUGACCCUGGUGCGGCGGAGAGGGCCAUGCAGACCCUCAACGGCCGACGAGUUCACCAAUCCGAGAUCCGGGUCAACUGGGCCUAUCAGUCCAACACCACGAGCAAAGAGGAUACGUCGAACCACUUCCACAUCUUCGUGGGCGAUCUAUCAAACGAAGUCAACGAUGAUAUCCUCCUCCAGGCCUUUUCUGCUUUUGGCUCCGUCUCGGAAGCUCGCGUCAUGUGGGACAUGAAGACGGGUAGAUCUCGAGGCUAUGGCUUUGUGGCCUUCCGCGAUCGGCCCGAUGCCGAAAAGGCCCUGAGCUCCAUGGAUGGAGAGUGGCUCGGAUCGCGGGCCAUCCGCUGCAACUGGGCCAACCAAAAGGGCCAGCCGUCAAUGGCUCAGCAGCAGGCGAUGCAGGCCAUGGGCAUGACUCCCACCACUCCCUUUGGCCACCACCAGUUCCCUGCCCACGGAAUCGCUAGUUACGAGAUGAUCCUUGCGCAGACGCCAAACUGGCAGACUACGUGCUAUGUGGGCAACCUCACCCCGUACACCACUCCCAACGACGUUGUCCCCCUGUUUCAAAACUUUGGCUUUGUCGUGGAAUCGCGAUUCCAGGCGGACCGUGGCUUUGCCUUUAUCAAGAUGGACACGCACGAGAACGCGGCCAUGGCUAUUUGCCAGAUGAACGGAUACAACGUCAACGGCCGACCAUUGAAGUGCAGCUGGGGCAAGGACAAGACUCCCAACUCUGGAUCGUUUGACCCUCAGCAACAGCCAUACAGCCCCCAGACCUCCCAGGCCCCGGGCUUCCCUGGUACUCCCACGUACUACCCUCAGUAUGGAGCGCAAUACAACGGACAGCAGGGCAACUUUGGUGGCCCGCAAGCUGGAUCACCCGCGGGAUACAGCGGCUCCCCCAUGGGAUAUGGUGGCCCUCAGAGCGCCGGAGGAUACGGCCGUGGCCACCAGGGUCCCAAUGCUCAAUGGAACCAAAACCAGGGACAAAACUUCAACAAUGGUUUCGGCGCCUAUCAGUCGUAG
Molecule: messenger RNA, 1401 nt
Organism: Trichoderma virens Gv29-8
Lineage: Eukaryota; Fungi; Ascomycota; Sordariomycetes; Hypocreales; Hypocreaceae
Exons: 5
Coding region: 1-1401 (466 amino acids)
Molecular function (GO): RNA binding
Source: RefSeq, a predicted model, not a curated record